AUGGCGGACGAACAAACAGCGGAAACGUUAAAAUUGCCGCCAGAAAGCUACACGGUCAGCUGGAUGUGUGCAAUACCGGGUGAAUUAAUCACAGAGCAAGAUAAUACGGGGGCCAAUGCGCUUCAAUGGGCAUCUUUUCGUGGACAUUCUGAGAUUGUACAGCGAUUGCUAGAGAACGGAGCUGAAGUCAAUGCUCAAGGUGGAGACUAUGGCAAUGCUCUCCAGGCUGCUUCUGCAGAAGGACAUGUUGAGAUCGUGCAGAUAUUGCUAGAGAAAGGAGCUGAAGUCAAUGCUCAAGGAGGACAAUUUGAGAUCGUGCAGAGAUUGCUAGAGAACGGAGCCGAAGUCAAUGCUCAAGGCAGGCUAUAUGGCAAUGCUCAAGGCAAGUUAUAUGGCAAUGCUCUCCAGGCGGCUUCUGCAGAAGGACAUGUUGAGAUCGUGCAGAGAUUGCUAGAGAACGGAGCUGAAGUCAAUGCUCAAGGCAGGAUAUAUGGCAAUGCUCUCCAGGCUGCUUCUGCAGAAGGACAUGUUGAGAUUGUGCAGAAAUUGCUAGAGAAAGGAGCUGACGUCAAUGCUCAAAGUGGAUUCUAUGGUAAUGCCCUUUACGCUGCUUCUUUGAAAGGACACAUUGAGAUUGUGCAGAGGUUGCUAGAGAAAGGAGCUGACGUCAGUGCUCAAGAUGGAUUCCAUGGAAAUGCUCUCUACGCUGCUUCUGAAGGAGGACAUGUUGACGUUGUCCAAGUACUGCAGAAGUAUGUGUGA
Molecule: messenger RNA, 762 nt
Organism: Talaromyces stipitatus ATCC 10500
Lineage: Eukaryota; Fungi; Ascomycota; Eurotiomycetes; Eurotiales; Trichocomaceae
Product: serine/threonine-protein kinase ripk4, putative
Exons: 2
Coding region: 1-762 (253 amino acids)
Molecular function (GO): protein binding
Source: RefSeq, a predicted model, not a curated record